GAGAACGGGUGCCCAGAGGACCAAUCUGUUCAGAUCCACAACUCCAGCCAUCCCAGGGAGUUCAGGAUGAGCCUUGAGGCCUUCAAGUUCAUCGGUUUGUACGACCAGGUGUACAUCAGCUGCUCAGUCCUGAUGUGCGAGGCAGGAGACCCCAGCACCAGGUGUGCACAGGGAUGCAUCCCCAAGUCUAGCCAUGGCAGGCGAAAGAGAGCAGUCGUCACCCAGAGCUCGGCCCACAUGGUUUCCCAGGGUCCUCUGCGUUUGAGGAGAUCAGCAGAGCGUGCAGACAGCCCAGCGAUGAACCUGAACCUGAACCUGAUUUUCAUCGCUGGAUGUCUUCUUGCAGCCGUUGGCAUGAUCAGUGGAGUGGUCCUUUAUAAAGCCAGGACAACCAAGGUCAAAUACCAGCCUCUGUCCACGUUUGAGAGUUAAGAUGAGCAGAAGGUUAUCACACUUUGGGUUUAGGUCUGUUAAGGGAUACUGGGUGGUGUGUGUUUUAUGAAGUCCACAUUUAAAUGAAGGAAUUAAUAUUGACUUAUAGAUUUGUUUACAUGUAUAGAAUCAAAAGGAUGGGGGGGUUGUGAGAGAUGUGCAAAUGGACCCCUUUACUGUUUAUUUAGGGAUGCGUGUGCAUUUUGGCAACAGAAGUUUAAUGGAGAACGGUUGUUUGUCAAGCUACGAAUAUGAGUUAACGACCCCCAAAUUGCAAUUGUGUACACCAGAGAGUAAGCUGAGUAAAAGGGAAACGUUUAAUACAACUCGACACUGACAUGAUCCUCCAGCACUGCAGCUGCUGGGCGAUCAUUCAGAUGCUUGUUUUUUUAGUUUUUUUUUACUGUUUUGGGAUAUCACGUUAUUUCACACGUGCUUCAGGCCAUGUGGAAUCAUAUGACUUAAUGUAAAUAUCAUGACACUGUUUAAAAUGAUGCAAUGAUGUUCCCAUGUUACGAGUUCUAACACGACACAGAAUAAUCCAACAGAAAAUCUAUUAUCACGUGAUGCAAUCAAUCGUUAACAUUGAAGGGUGCAAUAUGAUACAAAACGAUGCAGUAAAAUCCAACAUGAUGUACCUCUCGGCUCGGCCUGAGGAGGGGCACUGUGAACACAUUCACAUUUCUGUUUUCACUCUUCUGGCUUUUCAUUUUUAUACACUUCAAUAACGAUGUUGAAUCACGCUGAGACGAUUGGAAGGUCUGCACCCAGCUGAAACAUGACCUGUGUUUUGUAUUUACCUGUACCAUGCUGAGAACCGUAUAUUACUUUGUUACAAUCACUUUAUGGAAAAAUAAAAGAUUUCACAUUUA
This is a messenger RNA of Notolabrus celidotus (New Zealand spotty), 1304 nucleotides long. RefSeq names its product CUB and zona pellucida-like domain-containing protein 1. The record is from RefSeq and is a predicted model, not a curated record. The transcript is spliced from 4 exons. Lineage: Eukaryota; Metazoa; Chordata; Actinopteri; Labriformes; Labridae. The coding region runs from base 67 to 432 and encodes 121 amino acids.